Venturia canescens is the source of this 4456-nucleotide messenger RNA. RefSeq names its product reversed polarity (gene repo). Gene Ontology annotation, molecular function: RNA polymerase II transcription regulatory region sequence-specific DNA binding; DNA-binding transcription factor activity, RNA polymerase II-specific. The record is from RefSeq and is a predicted model, not a curated record. Lineage: Eukaryota; Metazoa; Arthropoda; Insecta; Hymenoptera; Ichneumonidae. Gene Ontology annotation, biological process: regulation of transcription by RNA polymerase II. Bases 2296 to 3657 code for a protein of 453 amino acids. The transcript is spliced from 3 exons.
CCGGUCAACCGACAUGGAUCUCUUGGACGCUUCAACAAGGCAUUUCUCAAGUUUAAUCAUACAAAAAAAUAAAAGAAAAAGAGCGAUUUUCGUUGCGCGAAAGUUUUCCGUGCCCGAGAACCGCCGGGGCGAUCGACUAGGAUUCCCGGAGACCGAAACUCGGGCUUUCUCCUCGACCCAGUUUCCUGGAGGCAUGCUGAGAAAAAUCUUGCGCCGGCGAGGAUCCCCCGGGAUCGGUUGCGUCGAUCGAGACUCUCGAGCGCGUCCGCGAUCGCCGCGAGUUCGUCGAACGCGCGAGAGCAUCGGGAAUGCCAGCGAGGGCAAGAACAUGCACAGUGCACCGAUCGGUACACCAUUCCGAUGCGGAAACGGCGCUCUCGGAUUUGCAAAGCUACGGAAAAAGUGCGUGUCCAGCUGCUGGAACCGCCGGCCCCGAGCGGGGGUGGAACUUGGGUUUUCCGAGGAUUCCUGUCGCCCCGAAAUUCCAGAGCUGUCGAGCAGCGGGGGAACUCGCUCAACGUCGAAUCGAGCCUCGCGAGUUCGAACAGUCAUGAGAAUGGAUCUCGACAUCCUCGACAAAAGCGAUGGAAGAGAAUCGAUCGAGAAUUCGAUUUCACUCGAUCACUCCACUCGUCGACAAGUGUCUGUAAAUCGUCGAAAAAAAAUGAUAAAUUGCCGGAUCAUGAGACCGGAAGCACCGUAAAGACAAGUAAAAAAAAUCCUUUUCACGCGGAGUAAAAAAAUUGGGAGUAAAAUCGAAAAAAUGAGAAUAUUUCAAAUGACUAGGGAAGAUCGAAAAGGGUGGAAUCCGAAAGGAAGCGUUCAAAGUCCCUUUCCCGGCGGUGGUGGUGGACAAAACGGCAGGGAUAAAAGCUCGAAAUCGGCAGAGGAAAGAGAAGCGGAACGAGAGAAAGAGAGAUCGAAGCUCCCGAGGUUCUGGUCCGAUAGGCCAGAGUUUCCGUGCCCGCAUAUAUCGCGAUGUUUCGUACGCUCGCGUAUCAUCUCGUCGAGUGUUCUCUCUCCGGUGGAUCUCGCCUGCGACAGGAUUGGUCGAGGAUCGUGUGCGUGGGCGGUGACGACGGUCUCUCGUUAAAAUAUAAAUUUGUGUGUGUGCCGUGUUGUUAGCUCAGUCGCUCGGUACAGACGAGUGACGAGUGCGUUAAAGGAUUACGACGAAUAAAAGGCCAGCCCGCGUUGCCUUCGCUCCGACUUGCUUCUUUCUACUCCUUCUUUUUUCGCUGCAACGAAGGCGGGGGUAGCCUGGAGCUAUAAAGUGUCAAAACGGCGAGGGGGAGGGGAACGGAAGAGACAGACGGAUAGACGGAGAGAAAGGACAGAGAAAGAGGGAAAGAGAGGUUUCACGUUGGAAGAGCAUCAACGAGAAACGAGCAACGAAGUAAAGCCACCGAGGGAACAGUCGAGCUCCAAGGUCCGCAGGCGUCGCAACUGGUUCACUUCGUUAACUCCGCUUAAAACUAAUCAAAAUUAAUCAUAACCGGCAACAAUUGAUAGCAAUUGGUUGAGAUUCCAUUACGCGCGAACCGGUACACACCCGCGGGGAGUAAUCAUCGCAAUUCGCGCACUUUCUUCUCUCAGCCUUAUUUUUUUUGGCCACUCUCUUCGCGGUCACCGAUUAAUUUGGUACUUGAGAUUUUUUCGGCUGGCCGACCGCUCGCUCCGGUGCUCGAUGAUUCUUCCCUUCGAUCGAGAUCGGACGCGAAGAGUAGCAUUCCGCAAAUAACGAGGUGCCGCGCCCGAAAAGUCUCGGUGAAGCCGAGUGUCUUCCGCAGUGACAGUUUUUCUCGUCGGAUUUUGUUCCGCGAAAGGGCCCAGGUUCGCAACGAUCUUCGAGACUCCGCGGAGCGCGAACAAUCGUUUUUCACUUCGGGAGUCACUAGUUUUGGGAAUUCCCGGUCCAAGGAUCACCUCGGAGAGAAAUAUUGGGAUUUUCUCUUCCCCGGGGGGAGUGAGAAUCGGAGCUGGUCUUUCUCGGGAAGAAGAACAACUCAGGUCGUCAACCUGGAAGACACGGGUUUGUCCUGUCAGUUGGAACACUCGUGGCGUAAACCGAACUUCGUCGACACCAGCCUCAAACUACCGGAAGUAACGACACUCAGCAGAAAGUUGUUCGAUUAUCGGGGUAGCUGCGAAGACUACGCGGUGGAUUAUUCAACGGGGGGAUACUUUUACGAGGCAACGGCGAGCUCGUCGUCCUCCUCGUACGAACCCGAUAAUACGAAGACAACGACGACGAGCUCGAGGAGCUUUUGCGAUUACGGGACAACGUCCAGCGAAAUGGACGCUGGCCCUUUCGACGAUCCGAUCUUCUCGGACUUUGGUGGACGAGGCGGCGGCACCGGAGUUCACAGCAUACAAGUCAUGCUCGGUCUCCACGGCGCUCAUCACGCCGGUGAACUCAUGCCAUCGGGUGGCCAUUUACAAAAACUCGAUUCGUCCAACAGCCCGCCGCCUUCUCACCAUCAAACCUCCCACCACCAUCUUCAACAGCAGCAACAACAGCAGCAACAACAACAACAACAGCAGCAGCAACAAAAGGAACUUAAAGAUCUUGAGCUCGCCGGAAUGUACGCGCCGAUGUCUCAGAACCAGGACGUUACUACUUCCUCGUCGACUGGGCCACCGACCACUACAUCGACUUCGCUCCAACAGAGUCUUCAGCUUGGAAACAGCCUUAAAAGGAAAGCCGACGAUCCGAUGACUUCCGUUAACAACGAGGCGCAACCAGCGAAAAAGGAUUCGAAGAAGAAGCCUUACAACAACGGAAUAAAGAAGAAAAAAACUCGAACAACGUUUACGGCUUAUCAGCUGGAAGAAUUGGAACGUGCGUUCGAGCGCGCGCCCUAUCCGGACGUGUUUGCCAGACAAGAGUUAGCUCUUAAGCUGGCGUUGUCGGAGUCCCGGGUGCAGGUGUGGUUUCAAAAUCGUCGUGCAAAAUGGCGAAAGCGCGAACCGCCUCGGAAGACCGCCGGGUACAUGGCGACCGGUUCGGGGAGUCCGGGCCUCACAGGAUCGUUCACUUCGUUGAACAACAGUCUCAAUCCGUUCGCGACAUCGGCGUCGUCCUCAGGGCCGCCGGACGCUUGGGCGUAUUCGCCGGCUUACGAUUUGGCGCCGCACAUUAAUCUUUUGAGUCCCUCGAAUUCGCCUUACUCGACGUCUUUCGUUGGCCCUGGUAGCAACGGGACGGCGUAUUCUUACGCGACGAUGUUGCCGCAGCACGAUCCAACGUUGUUCGCUCCACCUUCGAGCAACACGACGAUGCGCGUGCACCAAGAUUACAUGAGCCCCAACAACAAUUCGCCACCGUCAUUGAGCCGGGGCGAUUAUCAGACGAUGGUCUCGGCGCACUCGCCGACGAAUCAUCUCGCUGGUACGAUCCCCGAGGAGGAGCAUCAUCAGCAGAACAAACAGCAACAUCAUGCUCAACUCGAUUACGUCGACGGUAUGAGUCCGGCUGAAAAAUAUCAACAUGAACAAACGCCAGAUUACGUACAACAUCAAGUACAGGAACACAAACACGAUUAUGCGAUGCAGCAUUCGCCUUCGGAACGUCUAGUAAUGAAGGAUCAGAUACACGUUAAAAGCGAACCGACGGGUCAACAGAGCUAUGUACAAUUGCCAUCUUUUUUGAACUAACUCGGACUCUCGUUGGAGUCCGCUCUAAAUUAUCUUAUUGACUUGUUCUAUUCUAUCAACUGAUUGCAAUUACACACAUCUCACGAACCUUCGUGGAUUUUCAACUUGUAUAUAUAUUCUCCACGAAGCUGUGUCUACCAGUGCCAAACAUUGAAAACAUAUCGUUUAACCAUUGUUAUCCCUAAAGGAAUCUCGCCUCGCUAUAUAUUGCGCAGCCAAAGACUAUUUUAAACGUUUUUCUCUCAUUCGAGAUGAGGAAAAGAGUUCGAGGAGUGACCGUACGUUCGCGUUUUAGUUAUCGUUUUUAAAAUAUGUACGAGUGUUAUUGAAUAGUAGGAAAAGCGUGUAAAUAGUGGCAUAGUACUGAUGAUAAAUCGACGAGGAAAUUGAAAGAUGUUUUGUUAUUAUGGUGUAAACUUCGCUGAAGAACUAUCGGUUUUAAAUAUAAUUAAUGUAGUCAUGUAGCAUUAUGUUUUUUUUUGUUUUUUUUUAAAUAUCAACCGAAUAAUAAAUGUGCCUUGAUUUCAAUAAUAAAACGUCAAGGAAAUCUUCCUCGGUAAAAAAUGCUUGCCAUAGUUUUUUGCACGAAAAAAAAAGGUUGAGUGAGAUCACAGCGAGAAGUUUACAAAAAAUAUCCGUUAAUUUAUGCGUAAGAGCGGAGGAAAUUUCGAAAAGGGCACUUCCUGUAAUGGAAAAAUAAACUUGCUGUCUUUUAUCGGAUUUUUUUUCAUACAUGUAUUGGAUGUUAACGUUUAAUGAUUUUCAAAUAAAACUUGAGAUGGAGAACUCGGUUCAAGAA